Acomys russatus (golden spiny mouse) is the source of this 2205-nucleotide messenger RNA. It is a transcript of the gene Asns, whose product is annotated as asparagine synthetase (glutamine-hydrolyzing). Bases 272 to 1957 code for a protein of 561 amino acids. NCBI's taxonomy places the organism in Eukaryota, Metazoa, Chordata, Mammalia, Rodentia, Muridae. Gene Ontology annotation, molecular function: asparagine synthase (glutamine-hydrolyzing) activity. Gene Ontology annotation, cellular component: cytosol. The transcript is spliced from 13 exons. The record is from RefSeq and is a predicted model, not a curated record.
CCCUGCGCACGGGUUGGGUCCCAGCGACAUGAUGAAACUUCCCGCACGUGUUACAGAAGCCGGACGGGCUAUAAGAUGAGGAGCAGCUUCCUUUCGCAGCGUUUCCUCCGCUCUACCUCCUCCGGCCCCGGCUGCUAGCGCGCAGGUGGCCCUGUGAAAGAGUCAUUUGACCCUGAGCUUGAGGAUCACCACGAUAGUACGCAUGCCGAGGACCUAGUGGAGAACCCGUGCUUGCUGAUUCAGUCUCUAGAGCCCGCAGCUCCCCUGCAGCAUGUGUGGUAUUUGGGCCCUCUUCGGCAGCGAUGACUGCCUCUCCGUGCAGUGUCUGAGUGCGAUGAAGAUUGCACACCGGGGGCCAGAUGCGUUCCGUUUCGAGAAUGUCAAUGGAUACACCAACUGCUGCUUUGGCUUUCACCGGUUGGCAGUGGUUGACCCCCUGUUUGGAAUGCAGCCAAUCCGAGUGAGGAAAUACCCUUAUCUGUGGCUCUGUUACAAUGGUGAGAUCUACAACCACAAGGCGCUACGACAGCAUUUUGAAUUUGAGUAUCAGACCAAUGUGGAUGGUGAGAUUAUCCUCCAUCUCUAUGACAAAGGAGGUAUCGAGGAGACCAUCAGUAUGCUGGAUGGGGUGUUUGCAUUUAUCUUACUGGACACUGCCAAUAAGAAAGUAUUUCUGGGCAGAGAUACCUAUGGAGUCAGGCCUUUGUUUAAAGCCAUGACAGAAGAUGGAUUUCUGGCUGUGUGUUCAGAAGCUAAAGGGCUUGUUUCAUUGAAACACUCCACGACCCCCUUCUUAAAAGUGGAGCCCUUCCUUCCUGGACACUACGAAGUUUUGGAUUUAAAACCAAAUGGCAAAGUUGCAUCCGUGGAAAUGGUCAAAUACCAUCACUGCAGGGACGAGCCACGGCACGCCCUCUAUGACAGCGUGGAGAAACUCUUCCCAGGCUUCGAGAUAGAGGCUGUGAAGACUAAUCUGCGUACCCUUUUUGACAACGCUAUCAAGAAGCGCCUGAUGACCGAUCGGAGGAUCGGCUGCCUCCUGUCAGGCGGCUUGGACUCCAGCCUGGUGGCUGCCUCUCUGCUGAAGCAACUCAAGGAGGCCCAAGUGCAGUACCCCCUCCAGACGUUUGCUAUUGGCAUGGAAGACAGCCCCGACCUGCUGGCUGCUAGGAAGGUGGCAAAUUAUAUUGGAAGCGAGCAUCAUGAAGUCCUUUUUAAUUCUGAAGAAGGCAUUCAGGCCUUGGACGAGGUCAUAUUUUCCUUGGAAACUUAUGAUAUUACAACAGUUCGAGCAUCUGUAGGUAUGUAUUUAAUUUCUAAGUAUAUUCGGAAGAACACAGACAGUGUGGUGAUCUUCUCUGGAGAGGGAUCAGAUGAACUUACACAAGGAUACAUAUAUUUCCACAAGGCGCCUUCUCCUGAGAAGGCCGAGGAGGACAGUGAGAGGCUGCUGAAGGAACUAUAUCUGUUUGACGUUCUCCGUGCAGACCGCACAACCGCUGCCCACGGUCUCGAACUGAGAGUCCCAUUUCUCGAUCAUCGGUUUUGCGCCUAUUACUUGUCUCUGCCACCUGAAAUGAAAAUUCCCAAAAAUGGCAUAGAAAAACAUCUCUUGAGAGAAACUUUUGAGGACUCCAACCUGCUACCCAAAGAGAUUCUCUGGCGACCAAAAGAAGCCUUCAGUGACGGGAUCGCUUCAGUCAAGAACUCCUGGUUCAAGAUUUUGCAGGAUUACAUUGAACAUCAGGUUGAUGAUGCAAUGAUGGCAGCAGCGGCCGAGAAGUUUCCCUUCAAUACUCCCAAAACUAAAGAGGGAUAUUACUACCGUCAGAUCUUCGAACACCAUUACCCAGGCCGGGCUGACUGGCUGACCCAUUAUUGGAUGCCCAAGUGGACCAAUGCCACUGAUCCUUCUGCCCGUACACUGACCCAUUAUAAGUCAGCUGCCAAAGCUUAGGAGCUCUGUAAACUCUAGUGUAAAAAUAAGUGUUUCUUCUGUCUCUGAAGAUAGAGACAUUGAGACAAACAGAGAAAUAAUAAAAUCAACCAUUCAUCACUCAGGCUUACGUAGGCAUGGAAAGAAAUAAAAGUAUCCCAUCUAAAAUGUCUCCUGCUUGUGGACACCAGUGCAGCCUCUCAUUCAUGGUAGCUAGAGACCGAGUGGCUUUUGCUGUAUUGCCACCAUGUGGAUGGCGAUGAGCUAAA